GAAAGUGUCGAAGAGAACGCUAAUCUGGUGGUCCGAUUGCUCAUUCGUCGACCAGAGUGUCUCGGUCCCGCCCUACGUGGCGGCUCCAAGUCUUCAAAACGAGCUGGCGGUACUCCAGGCCACGAGGACGGCGGCACUGUUGGAGGGGACUUGCCCGGAGCGCCUCAAAGCGCAGUAACAACAUCUGGAGCCGGAAGUGCUGGCGAUGGCCUCGAAGGAAGUGGAGUUGGCGGCGGCAGCCCAGCUGAUUCCUCCUAUUCAGCCGUUGGAGGUGGCUUGUUGAAAGCGAUCCGUGAAGGUCUUGUGAUGUCAGCACAAACCAAAUUGGUUAAGAUGGCUCAAGAGGCUGAAGCGAAUGGCCUUCAAUCUGAGGAUGAGGAUUUGGGCUGGCGAACUGUGCUCAUGGAUUACGAAGAUGCCAACCUCUUCACUCCAUUGCCGUACAACUUCCAUGCUCUACCGGUAAACUUCUUUUGUGUCGACUAA
Molecule: messenger RNA, 486 nt
Organism: Protopolystoma xenopodis
Lineage: Eukaryota; Metazoa; Platyhelminthes; Monogenea; Polystomatidea; Polystomatidae
Source: the annotation of a GenBank genome assembly